AUGGCUGAAUCUGCUGCUUUCAAUGGCUUCAAUGCCUUCACUGGCUGGGACACAUACGCGUCUCGAAAUCAAGAUGAUCGUACCACAGCCCCUUUGGCUCGUCAGGGCAUGACGCCUCCUAAGCACCUUUCAUGCGCACUGUACAUCCCACGACACGACGGGAGCACGUCGCAAAUGACUCUGUACGAUAUAAGUGCUCAGUACGCGGCUGCCAUAGGCGGCGUUUCCAUCGGAUCAAGCGAAUACGUGGUAGCCCUGGGUUUGAUGCAGAAACCGGGCAGCAACGGUUCGAACGGCGCUUCUGUAGCAUACGACGUGACGUUCAGGGUACAAGGACAAGGAGUUGUGGGUUUGGUUCGAUGCCAAGAAUCGACGGCGCAGGAGCCGCCAGAGGUCGAGCUAGCCAUUGCCAGCGCUGAAGACACGGCCGGGAUUCUGACUUGUAAGGAGUCGGCUACUACAGGGCCAGCGGCCACAGAGACUCGAGUGUCUAUCUCCUAUCCAGUUCUCCCGUCGCCGACAAGUAAUGUUCCUCAUCAAGCACCCUUACCUUACUUCCGUGUAGCCGCGGAAUCCUCAACCUGGGAAUGGCAGACGCAUCCCCAUCACCAUGGCCGUCUGCGCUACACGCUUGUUCGACUCCCAGCCGAGGGCCAGUCGGCUGACGCCCGCCGGGAAGAAAUCCUUGCAAUCUACAACCACGUCGGGGUGGCGGCGUCCGUGUCGCUGCCGUAUAGUGAAGGGGUCCUUCUUCUUCCUCCCCGAGAAGAUCCUCGAAUGGAAACGAUGGUGGUAGCCAGUCUCCUGGCAAUGCUCUGGCGUUUACGCGACUUGAGCGGAGCAGAGGGAAAGCGCGGAGGCAGGGUAACAGAAUCAAUGAAGAAGCGGGUUAGUUCCUUGAAAGGAUUACUGGGGCGAAAGGCAUAG
Molecule: messenger RNA, 927 nt
Organism: Aspergillus pseudoviridinutans
Lineage: Eukaryota; Fungi; Ascomycota; Eurotiomycetes; Eurotiales; Aspergillaceae
Exons: 2
Coding region: 1-927 (308 amino acids)
Source: RefSeq, a predicted model, not a curated record